AUGAUUAGACACACCACUGUGAAAAAUGUCGCGGCCAAACGGUAUCUUAUUAGCUUGACAACUACCCAGUGCCUACCAUUGAACAAUGCUCAUCGCCAUUAUUCUAAAUCUUCAAAUCCUCUCAAAUCAAGAGCCACUGCAACUGCCACUGCGUCAUCAUUUACUUCUUCAGCAAGACCAGAACCUGCACCAAGUUUCAAUGUGGAACCUUUAGAUUCAUCAGCACUAACCAAAAAAAGGUUCCGUGAGGACCCAGCAAUGGACAAUUCCCUAAUCGGACUUACAGGUGGUCAAAUAUUCCAUGAAAUGAUUCUUAGAAAUAACGUCGAUACAAUAUUCGGGUAUCCAGGUGGUGCCAUUCUUCCCGUCUACGAUGCCAUUCAUGAUAGUAAAUCCUUCCAAUUCAUUCUACCUAAGAAUGAACAAGGUGCCGGUCAUAUGGCUGAAGGCUAUGCAAGAGCAUCAGGUAAGCCAGGUGUGGUACUUGUCACAUCAGGACCUGCCGCAACUAACGUGAUUACUCCCAUGGCUGAUGCACUCGCUGAUGGAGUCCCCAUGGUCGUCUUCACAGGUCAAGUACCUACCUCUGCCAUUGGAACAGAUGCAUUCCAGGAAGCUGAUGUUUUGGGAAUAUCCAGAUCAUGUACUAAGUGGAAUGUCAUGGUGAGAACAGUGGAUGACAUGCCUCGUUGUAUUAAUGAAGCAUUCGAAAUUGCAAUGAGUGGUAGGCCUGGUCCUGUCUUGGUGGAUUUACCAAAGGAUGUGACUGCCGCUAUCUUGAGAAAUCCAAUUCCUGUCAAAUCUACCUUGCCAUCCUCUGCUCUAUCACAAAUUACAAAGCUAGCUCAUGACGAAUUCACUAUGGAAAACAUUGAGAGAGCUGCUGCGUUAAUUAAUAUUGCUAAGAAACCAGUUUUAUACGUGGGUGCUGGUAUUUUAAAUAAUGUGGAUGGACCAAGAAUCAUUAAAGAAUUAAGUGAUCGCGCUCAGAUUCCAGUAACAACAACUAUCCAAGGUUUAGGUGCAUUUGAUCAGGAGGAUCCAAAAUCGUUAGAUAUGUUGGGGAUGCAUGGUUGUGCUACUGCUAAUUUGGCAGUUCAAAACGCUGAUUUAGUCAUAGCUUUGGGGACAAGAUUUGACGAUCGUGUCACUGGUAAUAUUACCAAAUUUGCUCCCGAAGCUCGUCGUGCUGCUAUGGAGGGGAGAGGUGGUAUUAUUCAUUUCGAAAUAUCGCCAAAGAAUAUAAGCAAAGUUGUCGAGACUCAAGUUGCUGUCGAAGGUGAUGCUACAGCUAACGUGGAAAAAAUGUUGACUAAGAUUUUUCCUGUAAGAGAAAGAAAUGAAUGGUUCGGUAUGAUUAAUAAGUGGAAAAAGCAAUAUCCUUAUGAUUACAUGAGAGAAACUCCAACUUCUAAGAUAAAGCCCCAAACCGUCAUCACCAAAUUGUCGAAACUGGCAAACGAUUCUGGAAGACCCGUUAUUGUUACCACCGGUGUUGGUCAACAUCAAAUGUGGACAGCACAACAUUGGACAUGGAAAAACCCACGUAGUUUCAUUAGUUCGGGUGGGUUGGGUACAAUGGGAUACGGGUUACCUGCAGCAAUUGGUGCUCAAGUGGCAAAGCCAGAAGCCUUGGUCAUCGAUAUUGAUGGUGAUGCUUCUUUCAAUAUGUCUCUAACAGAAUUGAGUUCAGCUGUUCAAGCCGGUACUCCUGUGAAAGUCUUAAUACUAAAUAACGAAGAACAAGGUAUGGUCACCCAAUGGCAGUCAUUAUUCUAUGAGCAUCGUUAUUCUCAUACACAUCAAUUGAAUCCAGAUUUUAUAAAAUUAGCAGAUGCCAUGGGUUUAAAGGGUAUUAGAGUGAAAAAGCAAUCCGAUUUGGAUGCCGCACUAACAGAAUUUAUUUCUCAUCCUGGCCCAGUCCUAUUGGAAGUUGAAAUCGAGAAGAAAGUUCCUGUUUUACCAAUGGUCCCAACUGGGAAGGGGUUGGACGAAUUUAUAUCCUUUGAUCCUAAAGUUGAAAAUGAACAAAAAGAAUUGCGUCACCAACGUACAGGUGGUAGACACUAG
Naumovozyma castellii is the source of this 2070-nucleotide messenger RNA. RefSeq lists its product as uncharacterized. NCBI's taxonomy places the organism in Eukaryota, Fungi, Ascomycota, Saccharomycetes, Saccharomycetales, Saccharomycetaceae. The coding region runs from base 1 to 2070 and encodes 689 amino acids. The record is from RefSeq and is a predicted model, not a curated record. The transcript has a single exon.